Molecule: messenger RNA, 639 nt
Organism: Fusarium sp. VM40
Lineage: Eukaryota; Fungi; Ascomycota; Sordariomycetes; Hypocreales; Nectriaceae
Source: the annotation of a GenBank genome assembly
AUGAGGGUUCUCGAUCUCUCCAAGUUCCUGGGCCACAAGGCUAUCGCGAAACCGUCGACCUCACCGAUGAGCGUUCUCGAUCCCCCUAAGGGCGUGAAUCACGAGACCGCCGUGGACGUGAAGAAGGCCCUGAGCUUCUCACGAGACACUCAAGUCACAUCCCACGACCAGCUUACUACUGAGGAAAAGCAGAAACUAGGGGUAUGGCUUCGUCAAUCUUCCAAUGCUACAUAUGCUGGCCUCCAUGCCACUAUCAACGAAUUUUACCAGUACCUUGAAGCAAUCUUUGAGAACUGGUUCUCAGAUUCAGCGGACCCUGGAGGACCCUCCGUUGUCGAUCUCACGGCUACUGAAGCAAGAAUCCCAGUUGGAACACUCAAAGUCGAUGCUCCUUUCAGUAGAAACCAGAUUCGAAAAGGCACUGAGACUCAGAAGUCAGUACGCCGAGCUGGAAAGCCUGUCACCUGCGGUGUUACCCUUAACUACGAAACAGACGGGCUUACUUUCACCUGGAAAGAUCGUCACGGCACUGAGAUCUCCUACGAUAUCAUCUCAUUCAAAUCAGGCCUUGAUCAAACAGACAUGACAUCCGCUACCAGGCUACAGGAAAAUGAACUUUCACUUUGCACCCGAGCAUGA